UUGUCUCUCAUUUAUUCGGAGGAUUACAUCCGAGACGGCAAGAUUGGGAGGGAAGCCCUUACAAAUUAAUUUGCAGAGCAGGACACAGAAAUGGGUCGUGAUGUAGUCUUAAAGGCGAUAUGAAGCCGGAUAGUCCAGAGAUCAGAUUUGUUGGAGAGUUAAAGACGGUUUGCAAUAGGGGUGAUGGGGGUAGGAGAUAUCUGGAUCCCAUAUAAAAACCCGUUAGAUUGCGAUCCUGCUGGUCCAGACGGAACAGAUGAAGUUGAUCGCAUCCGCCACAACCCAAAAAUAACUCGACCGUGAUUGUGAUCGCAUCCAACAGCAAAGCAGCAGUGAGGGGAAUGAGGAGGAAUUUGAUGCAUGCAUGAAAAUCUGACACCGGUGCACCACUGCUGGCCUCUUUCACGCCGCAUAAUGGGAAUAGCAGGAUAACGGUUUUCCAGAGGCUUUUUGCUCCUAGUGGCAAGCGGCACCAAAAUAACCAGGUCAACAUUGAGCACGUGUUUUUGAACUAAGUUAGGCAUUUGUCUGAUCAGAUCGGCGGAAUGGUGUUUUUGAGAUGUCGACGGAGCAACUAUAUAUGGGCCACUCUGGGUGUGUUGGCGUUGUUGUGGCUCUACAUCUUCCCAGUUUACAGGAUCCCCAGCGAUAAAGAAAUGGUGGAUGAGGUUCUUCGGCAGGGACAAACCUGGACCAGAAACCAAACCGGGGUAGAUCUGUACAGGAAGCUGCUGACAGAAUGCUGUGACCCAAAGAGGAUGUUUGCAGUUACUAAGGAGAACUCGCCAAUAGGCAAAGUGUUGUGGUACGAUGGGGAGAUCUACCAUUAUCACAAAGUCAACAAUGAAACCUACCGAUUCUUUGUUCAGGAUACACCAUUGCACCUUCCUCUGAAGAAGUGUUCAGUUGUGGGCAAUGGAGGGGUCCUGAAACACAGUUGCUGUGGAAAAGAAAUUGACCAAGCUGACUUUAUCAUGAGAUGUAAUCUUCCUCCUCUGUCCAAAGAGUACACUGCUGAUGUUGGUACAAGAACACACCUGGUGAGCGCGAAUCCUAGCAUUAUUGAAAAGAACUUUCAGAAUCUACUAUGGUCCCGCAAAUCCUUUGUGGAAAGUAUGAAGGCAUAUGGUUCCAGCUACAUCUACAUACCAGCGUUCUCCAUGAAGCCUGGGACUGACCCCUCCCUGCGGGUAUACCACUCCCUUGCAGACUCCACCUCCAACCAGACGGUCCUCUUUGCCAACCCGGACUUCCUUAAAAACGUUGGUCGAUUCUGGAAGAACCACGGCGUCCAUGGCAAACGGCUGUCCACAGGGUUGUUCCUGGUUAGUCUUGCGCUUGGUUUGUGUGAAGAGGUGACCACUUACGGUUUUUGGCCUUUUUCGGUGGGGCUGGAUGAGCAACCGGUUAGCCACCACUAUUAUGACAACAUUCUCCCAUCCUCAAGAUUUCACGCCAUGCCUGAGGAGUUCCUGCAACUCUGGCACUUGCACAAGAGUGGCACACUGCGUAUGCGGGUUGGUGAUUGUGCAAAAGAAAGACAGGAGCCUAAAAUGGAAAAAUAAGUGGAAGUGUUGCCAGGGCAACUCCGUAUAUCCCCACUGGAACAGGAUGGCCAGGACAGCGAUUAGCAUGUGAAUACUGUGGGUUAUAAGGUGGUGCCCCUCCCCCAAAGCUGGGCCUCUCUUUGGUGUUUAUAUGCUUGAACCUCAAUUGCUACCAACUCACCCCACCCUCUUGUUGCCAAGGGACUGUUGUAAAGACUUGCAUGUGUACCCGUCCUCAUGUAUGCACUCACUGGAAGCUUGUUGUGUCCGUCCAUAGAAGUGCUGGGGUGAUGAGGGGCUCAGGUGUCAUGUGACCUAUUUAAACCUCAUCCACCAGCAGACCCUUGAAUCUAAGGACCAUUUGUUCACUUAAAAUAAAGACAGACUGGGGGAAGGGUUGCUUCAAACAAUGUCUUAAGAACUUUAAAUGGGAUCACAGAAAUUGGAAGCAAUGCUCUGACAAUUUUUGUUCUGUUCUGUCUUGAACACUGAUUCUUUUAGGGUUUUGAGGAAAUGGAAUAAGGAAUAAUAUGGAAAUCCUUCUUGCAGUGUUCACAUGUAUACAAAUCAGUGUAAAAAUACAGGUUUAGCCUGGAAUAGGGAAGGCAUUGAAUGUACAGCCACAGUUUUAUAAACACGUUUAAAAAAUUUGACACUGGUUUAAAGUGACGGCUGCAGAUUAUGUACUAUUGUGAAUAUAUUUCUAGUUGUAUUUAUUUUUAACAUUCAAUGAAGUAGGACAUUUACUGAGAACCAACUUGUCAGUCUAGAUCAGUCAUGAAACUCAUUUCUUUCAUGACCACAGUGCUUUGUCAAGUUAGGAGUGGGAAUUCAUGGGUCGAGAGACCACAUCUAGUUGGAAGUCUUCCACAAAACGGAUGAAGGCCCAAAUUCUGUAGAAGUGUGAGUGAAUUGUAUGUGUACCAAUGAAAAAGUAUGAUUGAGUUCAUGGUGACACCUGUGAUGGCAUCUUUAAGUAUUAUUUGUGUUAUUUGUUUGUGUUUGAAUUUAGUCAUUAGUAGA
Molecule: messenger RNA, 2570 nt
Organism: Carassius carassius (crucian carp)
Lineage: Eukaryota; Metazoa; Chordata; Actinopteri; Cypriniformes; Cyprinidae
Gene: st8sia1
Product: ST8 alpha-N-acetyl-neuraminide alpha-2,8-sialyltransferase 1
Exons: 5
Coding region: 546-1565 (339 amino acids)
Biological process (GO): N-glycan processing; oligosaccharide metabolic process
Molecular function (GO): alpha-N-acetylneuraminate alpha-2,8-sialyltransferase activity
Source: RefSeq, a predicted model, not a curated record